ACCUCUUUCAAAAGCAACAGUGGGUUUAAAUGCAUGCAGUCUGAUCAUGUGAGUGCAUAGGCUCUAAAAGAAUGGAUAUGCAAAAGUCAUUUCUGAGUCCUGCAAUGUUUGAUUUGGUCAGUGAUGUGGACUUCAUGGAGAUGAUGCCAAACACAUCCGUUCUGGGCCCAAAGGAAACCCACAGCACCGACUGCAAUGGGCUGUACCAGGACUUGACAUCCAUCCACGCGCUCGACAUCUCCACAGCUCGACCCAAUGACUUUUACGCGCUGUCAUCGAGCACGGCGUCUCCGAUGAGUGCCAGUACCGGGAAACCCAAACGCAAACGCGUGAUCAGCAGCGUCCAGCGCCAGGCCGCGAACAUCCGCGAGCGCAAACGGAUGUUCAGCCUCAACGAGGCGUUCGACCGCCUGCGCAGGAAGGUUCCCACAUUCGCCUACGAGAAGAGACUGUCACGGAUAGAGACUCUGCGCCUGGCCAUAGUCUACAUCGCCUUUAUGACGGACAUACUCGAGAACAACUGA
This is a messenger RNA of Labeo rohita (rohu), 524 nucleotides long. It is a transcript of the gene ferd3l, whose product is annotated as pancreas transcription factor 1 subunit alpha. Gene Ontology annotation, molecular function: protein dimerization activity; DNA-binding transcription factor activity, RNA polymerase II-specific; RNA polymerase II transcription regulatory region sequence-specific DNA binding. Gene Ontology annotation, biological process: regulation of transcription by RNA polymerase II; developmental process. Bases 72 to 524 code for a protein of 150 amino acids. NCBI's taxonomy places the organism in Eukaryota, Metazoa, Chordata, Actinopteri, Cypriniformes, Cyprinidae. The record is from RefSeq and is a predicted model, not a curated record. The transcript has a single exon.